Messenger RNA from Aspergillus sclerotioniger CBS 115572, 638 nucleotides. Its product is annotated as putative oligosaccharyl transferase subunit Dad1. Lineage: Eukaryota; Fungi; Ascomycota; Eurotiomycetes; Eurotiales; Aspergillaceae. Gene Ontology annotation, biological process: protein N-linked glycosylation. The coding region runs from base 14 to 586 and encodes 190 amino acids. The transcript has 3 exons. The record is from RefSeq and is a predicted model, not a curated record. Gene Ontology annotation, cellular component: membrane; oligosaccharyltransferase complex.
UCCAACCGUCACCAUGGGCCCAAAACGCACCCCAGCAGCCACCACAAACACCACCGGCCCCGUCCCCGCUCCCUCCGCACCAACCAUGCCCUCCUCUUCCUCUGCCUCUGCCUCUGCCCCCAGCGCAUCUCUCUCCUCCGGCCCCAAACUCCUCACCUCCAACUCCUCCAUCUACGAUAUCGCCCACACCGUCUGGCAGCAGUACCUGGCCACCACGCCGCAGCGCACCCUGCUACUGGACGCUUUCAUGGCGUUCUUGGUCCUUGUGGGAGGCGUGCAAUUCGUGUAUUGUGUUUUGGCGGGGAAUUAUCCCUUUAACGCCUUCCUGAGCGGUUUCUGUGCCGCGGUGGGUCAGUUCGUUCUUACGGCUAGUUUGAGAAUGCAAACCUCCUCCUCCUCCUCUUCUUUACCUUCUUCGACUGGGUCUGGUGCGGGUGCGAAGGGUAAGGCGAAGAAAGGUAUAUCGGGUUCGGUUGGUGCUGGUGCUGGGACUGAGGAAGGUGGUGUUUCGCAUGAGAGGGCUUUCGCGGAUUAUGUCUUCGGAAGCUUGAUUUUGCAUUUCUUUUGUAUUAACUUUAUCAAUUAGGUUGUUUUUUUUCCGGGAGGAGAGGGAAGUGCGGGUUGUAUGGAAUGGGGUG